Astyanax mexicanus (Mexican tetra) is the source of this 4926-nucleotide messenger RNA. RefSeq names its product helicase (DNA) B (gene helb). Bases 67 to 3363 code for a protein of 1098 amino acids. NCBI's taxonomy places the organism in Eukaryota, Metazoa, Chordata, Actinopteri, Characiformes, Acestrorhamphidae. The record is from RefSeq and is a predicted model, not a curated record. The transcript has 13 exons.
UACAACACAACUCAGUCCGGACUGAAAAGAACCAGAACCAGCGCGGAUUAAUAACACAGACACAGCAUGGCGCCUCCACACACGUUAGUGGGUUAUAUUUUACCGGAUAAGGAGGAGGACAGGGUGAGGAAUGAAGACUCUGAGUCGGAGGAUGAAGAGGAGGAGAGACAGCCGGAGUUCCUGGAUAUGAAGGAGAUGGACUCGGUCUCCUGCGGGGGCUUCAUGCUGCAGUCCUCCGUCCCCCCGCUGACUGAAGUGGACUUCAUGACCUCCAAGCAGAAGUACAGGAUUCAAGGCCGGUUUGCUCUUAGGGAUCCAUGGUGGGAGAUCUCUUGCUCUGCCAGCAGACUCAACAGCAAGUUUGUGAUGAAAGGAUACCCCUCCUACAGCCUCCGGAUACUUCGGCAAGAAGAGGGACGCAGUAUUGUGUCUUUGUUCCUAAAGGCUUGUGGUGUAGACUCUGAUUUUGUCACUCGGUUCAUGCAGUGGUUGCCAGUAGACAGACAUGUGGACCUGACUAAUGUGGAAGAGGCUCUGAAUGACUUUGGAAAUCAGUCUAAAGAGAAUGGAGAACAAGUCGAGUCUGAUGUUUUGCAUAGAAUCUCUAAAUCAGAUGCAGGAUUUUAUGUGAGAGCUGCCAGAAUGUACCCUCAUGUCAUGAGGUACAUGCCAACAUUGCUACCAGGAAAAUUUUUGAAAUUGCUAAACAAAGAGAAAGAAGUGGAGAUUCAGAAAAGGUCAGAGAACACAGAGGACACUCUGGACACUCAGGAGACAGCAGAUGUACAGGGUCUUCCAGAGAAACAGAAGGAUGAAUCCAUCUUAGCCAAGCUGGAGAACCUGAUCAAGACGACUGUGUGGAAGUUAGGUUUUGGCUAUAUUAUGUGGAAGGAGUUCCAGUUAGUGAGGUGUGAAACCAGAGUGGAGGCAUUUAGAGACUGCAAGCUGUUCUCCACUAUUCCUCGUCUGCAGCGGGAUGCCCUGGUGUUGUACGAUGAUCUUAAGAACUUCUGCAGACAGAAGGGCCACACCUACAUUGACCGUGAAAAUCUGCAGGAGAGUAUGAGGUCCUGCGGGAUUCCAGAAGUGAAUACUUGGGAAGCUGUGAACUUUCUCCGGAAUCAAGGCGUGCUAAAGGUGGACAAGCAGAAGAUUGCCCUCAGGAACCUUUACAAGUACGAGACAGAAAUCGUCGAGUGCUUGUCUACAGUAGCGAUGGCGGAACCUUGGAAGAUUGACCUGGACGUGAAGGAGGUUCUCAGUUCUGCUCAGCGUAUGAGAAUGAGAGCUAAAGCUGAAUUGGAAAAAGAACAGUCAUCCUCUGCACAGAAUGGAGAAGAGCAUGCUCCUCUUGAGCCUUUACCUGUACUGGACUCCUCCUUAGACUUUGACGAUUCAUUUGACGAAGAAUUUGAUCCCACCCCUGUAGAGCUGGACCCUGAUCAGGUGCGAGCAGCAGAGAUGAUGUGUGCGAACCCGGUGACGGUGAUCAGUGGGAAGGGGGGCUGUGGGAAAACUACAGUGGUCAGCUUGAUUUUUAAAGCUGCUGUGGCUCAACAAGAGAGCAAAAAAGAGAAAGAGUUAGAGAUUAACAGCAGCUGUGAGGGAAAUAAGGAGAAUGGUGCACAGUCUCCCCAAGAGGUUCUUCUCACUGCUCCCACAGGCCGAGCUGCAUCCCUUCUCACCAAAAGAACCAGCUUCACUGCUUACACCAUGCAUCAGGUGUUGUGGAGUUUCAUGAGUACAAAAAAAAGCCCAAGUGGAGAGCCAAUGAACUGGAUGUUUGCUAAAGUUCGGGUGCUGGUAGUGGAUGAGGGCAGUCUGGUGUGUGUUCAGAUCCUCCACUCGCUCCUCUCUAUGCUCACCAAAUACGCAAAGCUGCAGAAAUUCAUCCUGCUUGGAGAUAUCAGGCAGUUGCCCAGCAUUGAUCCAGGGAACACUCUAAACGACCUGUUUGAAAGUCUCCAGAGGGUGAGAUGGGCCAUUGAAAUGCGCACCAAUCAUCGUGCUGAAUCUGAGCUCAUUGUCCGCAACGCUGGAUUAAUUGCAGAUAUGGGUCUGAAGAAAACAUAUUAUGAUCUGGAUUUUGAUGAGGUUGUGGACCUGAGUGAGACAUUCAGAGUGCCUUCACCUGACAAGAGGUUCAUUCUCAUCCUCCUUCCAAGAGAAGAAAAUGACGACGAUCUACAGAUGGCUAUAAAACAAUUGCUGCAAAGACCAGCCCCUGGGCUAAAAGAUGAUCGGUCUUCACAGUUUGUUGCUUUUAUGAGGAGAGAUUGUGAUUUGAUCAAUGAGCUUUGCUGCAAGCAUUAUUCAGAUCAUACUACAAAAGAUUGCAAAAAAAAACUAAACUUUCAGGUUGGUGAUAAAGUUUGUUGCACAAAGAAUGGCUAUGUGACAGAUAUAGAUAAAGAAAAAGAGAUCAAAGACAUGGAGAAAGAUACCAAAGAAAUGCAAAAGAAAGAGCAAGCGAAAGAUACUGCGCAAACACAAGAGAAUGAGCAAGUGAAAGAUACUACGGAAACGCAAAAGAAUAAGCAGGCAAAAACACGAUUGUGCAAUGGGCAAAUUUUCUUUAUUAAAGAGGAUCGCACUGUAGAGGACGCUGGUAAACGGGGCAGUAAGAGACGGCAACUGCUGCUGGCUGAUGAGACUGGUGAAGUGGUGCUGAAAGCUGACUACAGGGAGCUGCAGAGAGAGUGCAAAUUACGCCACGCCUGGGCCCGAACCAUCCACACUUUUCAGGGCUCAGAGGAGAAGACUGUUGUGUAUGUAGUUGGGAAUGGCAUUUGUCAAACCUGGAAACACGUCUACACAGCAGUCACACGUGGUCAGCAGCGUGUGUAUGUUGUUGCGAAGAUCGGUGGCCUAGAGCGCGCCAUUCGUGGACACGUCAUCAAACGCAGCACUAGACUAGCUGGCCUUCUCACAGAUAUGAUCGGCAAGCUAAAGCAGACACGGGACGAUUUGUACACUCAGACUAGCCAGUCUUAUCUGGGAACUCCAAAGCGAGGCUCCAGCAUUCUCCCAGGUCAGUCCACUCUAUGGUCUUCACCAGGACCGUCCCAGGCUUUUUGUAGCACAAAGAGCAAGUAUGCAGAGCAAGUAUGCACCCACAAUACUGCGGAAGAUAUGAUUUAUGGAAACAACACCUUCCAGUCAGGAAGUCCAAGUGUGUCCAAGCGUCAUAACAAGUCUGACAACUGCGAUACACCAACCAAACAACAAAAGACGGCUGCAGUGGAAUCCCCACUGGGUUGUUCCCAACUGGAGCGCCUGUCUCUCGCUAGCAGUACUCCAAAAGCCCAUGCCAGAAAGCUUUUUCCAGGAGCCCCUCAGAUUACUGAAGACCAGCCACAAUAAGCAAGUAGCACAAGGAGAACCCUACAAAAAUCAGAAUUUACUUUUACCCAGAACUACAGAAUGACAGCUCUUAUAUUUUGGGGUUAUUGUCAUUUAGUAUUAGUAUUAUGAGAAAAAAUAUUAUGUGUGUCAUGAUAUGCCACUCACUAUAAGCCUCUUAAGCGUAAUGUCUGUCAGAAGUUGUGUAUCUAAUUUUCUUUAAAAUCAAUAUCAAAAAUAUCUUUAGCAGCUACUGGUUUCUGGACAGAUUUGUGGCUAUAUUACUUAACGGCUAGAAUUUGUAUUUUAUUUUUAAUAGUUUCAGCCAUGUUUGAACUUUGAGAAACCCCUGCAUGGACAAUAAGCUUGAGGAGAUGAUGGUAAAUUUAAGUUUACUGGUGCCAUCUACAGGGCAGAGUGGGUCAGUGUAACGUUUAUCACUUCAAUUUUCUGACUGUUUCAGGCUACAUUUGAACAUAGAACAUUAAGAUAUAAAACUUAAAAUUGAAAUCUUGUAACAAAAUGUGAUGGUAUAAUGCAACUUACUUUUGUUACAAGAUUUUUUUUCUUUUUUUUUUCAGAAAAUUGGAAAAAUGUAUAAAAACCUAUUUCUUCUGUACUACAGCAAAUAGUAAGAGUUAAAUACGAAAGAGGUUUUACUCUCUAUUUCCUAUAAUGGUCAGACAAUUCAACUGAAAAAUGUUACACUGACCCAGAGUAAGUAAUGUGCUUAAUGUGUCCUUUUGUGUCCUGUUUCAGAAAAUAUAGUUUUGUUCAUUGAAUUCAUACUUUGAGGCUGGUACAUAAUUUUUAGGAGACUUUCAUAAAAAAAAUCUGUUUUCCAGAUGUGUGAUUUUCUUGUCAUUAUCUUCAUAUUAUGGUGUUAAUUGUUUUUGAUUACCAGAGUAAGCUACAGAAGAAGCUGGUUUGCUUUGCUUAAAAUGAGUGAUUUAAUGUGUUUGGUUCUUAUCGUCUUGAUUAUUCAUGCAGCAGAGAGCUUUUAUCAUUAGAUAUGUUUUAUUGUAUGUCUUUAUUUCCAUUCAGCGUGCAAUACCUUUGCAGCUCAAAGGACAGUGAUGCAGCAUGUGUAUGACUACAUACAUUUUUUUUUUUAUUUCUUUCUGUGUUGUAUUAAGUGAGCAGCGGUGAAAUGGUGGUUUAAAGAAAUUGGGAUUGUUCAAUACAUUUUUCAAGUUCCUGGGUGUCUGUAACUAGUUCAAAACACAGGUAUCAUCUGUGAGUAGCCUAGUCCAUUUUUUUGCUGUUCAAUAAAAAAAAUGUUUUAACAUAGAAUAGAAGGUAAUGUAAAAAAUAAAUAAAUAAAAAAGGAUUUCCAUGUAAUUUUAUAGAAUUUCUAUUCGUACAUAUUUAUUUACAUAGUAUUCAGGGCAGUUAGAGGGAUCAAUGAUGUUGGAAAAAAUAUAAAUAAUGAUAUGCCUGUUUUUUUAUUGGACAGCAGUGAAUUGUAGUUUCAACCGAGCAAACCCAAAAAGAGAUUUUAUUUGUUGUAAAACUACAGUUGUGCAUAAUGAUGUCAUUUGUAUGCUUAAGAUUCCUUGCAUUAAAAUGCAUAUGUCUAUUCUU